Naumovozyma dairenensis CBS 421 is the source of this 564-nucleotide messenger RNA. It is a transcript of the gene GCV3, whose product is annotated as glycine decarboxylase subunit H. Bases 1 to 564 code for a protein of 187 amino acids. The transcript has a single exon. NCBI's taxonomy places the organism in Eukaryota, Fungi, Ascomycota, Saccharomycetes, Saccharomycetales, Saccharomycetaceae. Gene Ontology annotation, cellular component: cytoplasm; mitochondrion; glycine cleavage complex. Gene Ontology annotation, biological process: glycine decarboxylation via glycine cleavage system; protein lipoylation. The record is from RefSeq and is a predicted model, not a curated record.
AUGUACCCUAUAAUCACAAGAAGCGUACCAGUACAAUUAGGAAGGAGAAUUGCAAAACCAUCAUUAACGCUAACAUUAAGAACAGUAGUAGCUAAUAAUGGUAGUAAAAGGUGGGCAUCCUCAGUCAAUUCUCUAACAAAAACACAAUUACCAUUCACUUAUUCCCCUAAUGGUCCAAAGAUUGUGAAAUAUACCAAAGAUCAUGAAUGGAUUGCCGCUCAUGAAGAUGGGAUUGCGUUCAUUGGUAUUUCAAAAUACGCAUCUGAUUCAUUAGGUGAUGCUACAUACAUUGAGCUACCUGAAGUAGACACCAUCAUUGAAGAAGGUGAAUCAAUGGGGUCUGUAGAGUCUGUGAAAUCUGCCUCCGAGAUCUAUCAACCAGUUAAGGGAGAAGUUGUUGAAGUUAAUACUGAAUUGGAAAAUAAACCUCAAUUGAUUAAUCAAGAUCCCAUGGGAUUAGGUUGGAUUGCUAAGAUUAAACUUGAUAGUAUGAAUGAUAUUGAUUCAUCUGAUAAACUACUAAGUUUGGAUCAAUACGAAGAAUCUUUGAAACAUGAUGAUUGA